UUCUUCUUGACGAUUGACACGUAAACGUCAUCAAACGUCAUAAUUUCCUAACCUCAAUGUUUUCCUGCACUUCUCCGGUAACCUCGUUAAUCAUGCUAAUGUGAUAUCUAAUGUUAUUUUUGCGGAUCACAGCUAAAUGCUUAUUUAGAUUUUGAUUUUGAAUUUUUAAAGUUUCAUAAAUUAAGUUAUAAUUGUCAAAAUGGCUAAUAUUGAAAGAAAGGGGACAUUUAAGGUAGAAUACCUUCAAAAAAUCGAGAAGGAUAUUCAACAACGUUGGAAAGAUCAAAAAAUUUUCGAAGUAGAUGCUCCAGCUGAUCCAAAAAAAUCCAAUGAUGAAAAAUUCUUUUGCAACUUCCCUUAUCCUUAUAUGAAUGGGCGGCUACAUCUAGGGCAUACUUUUAGUUUGUCGAAAUGUGAAUUUGCUGUGCGAUACCAAAGGCUCAAAGGCAAAAGGGUUCAAUUCCCAUUUGGAUUUCAUUGUACUGGUAUGCCAAUUAAAGCAUGUGCAGAUAAGUUAAAGAGGGAAAUGGAACUCUAUGGAAAUCCUCCAAAGUUUCCCGAGAUAGAAGAGGAAGUAAAAGUUGAGGAAAGAGAUGGUAUACCCAAAGACAAAAGUAAAUCAAAGAAGAGUAAGGCUGUAGCUAAGGCUGGUACAGCAAAAUUCCAAUGGCAAAUUAUGCAGAGCAUUGGUCUUUCUGAUGAAGAUAUUCCGAAAUUCGCUGAUGCUUUAUAUUGGUGUGAAUAUUUUCCUCCUAGAGCUGUACAAGAUCUUGACAGAUUCGGGAUACAUACUGAUUGGAGAAGAACAUUUAUUACAACUGAUGCCAAUCCCUUUUAUGAUUCAUUUGUGAGAUGGCAAUUUAUCAGACUAAAAGAGCGUAACAAAAUUAAGUUCGGAAAGAGAAAUACAAUCUUUUCAGAAAGAGAUGGACAACCUUGUAUGGACCACGAUCGUGCAUCUGGUGAAGGUGUAGGGCCCCAAGAGUACACACUUGUUAAAAUGAAGUUACUCACACCCUAUCCCAAAAAACUUAGUUCUUUCGGCAACAAGAGCAUAUUUCUGGUUGCUGCUACUUUGAGACCAGAAACAAUGUAUGGUCAGACUAAUUGUUGGGUGAGACCUGAUAUGAAGUACAUAGCAUUUGAAACUAAAAAUGGUGAAAUAUUUGUUUGUACUCAUAGAGCUGCAAGAAAUAUGGCUUAUCAAGAAUUUACAAAAGCACAAGGAAAAUUUGAGGUUCUUGUUGAACUAACAGGAGAGGAUUUAAUUGGUUGUGCUCUAAAUAGUGCUCUGACUACAUACAAAAAAAUCUAUGUCCUCCCUAUGCUUACCAUUAAAGAUGAUAAGGGUACAGGUGUUGUCACCUGUGUACCAUCGGACUCCCCUGACGAUUACGCAGCUUUGACAGAUUUAAAGAAAAAGCCUGCUUUGAGAGAGAAAUACAAUAUUUCUGAUGAAAUGGUCUUACCUUUUGAACCUAUACCUGUUGUUGAUAUACCUGGUUAUGGUAAUCUUGCUGCUGUCGUUAUUUGUGAGCAGCUCAAAAUUCAGAGUCAGAACGAUAAGGACAAACUUCUAGAGGCUAAGGAAAUACUGUACACUAAAGGUUUCUAUGAAGGAAUCAUGGCCAUUGGAGAAUUUAAAGGCAAGAAAAUUCAAGAUAUCAAAAAAAACAUCCAAAAAAACUUGGUGGACAAUAACCAAGCUGUAAUUUACUAUGAACCUGAAAAGAAGGUGAUGUCCCGUUCAGGUGAUGAAUGUGUAGUAGCCCUUUGUGACCAAUGGUUCUUAGAUUAUGGAAACCAAGAAUGGAAAAACCAAGCUCUGAAAGCACUGGAUAAUAUGAAUGUUUACUAUGAUGAAGUCAAAAGAAAUUUCAUCCGUUGUAUAAAUUGGCUGCAUGAGUAUGCUUGUUCUAGAACAUAUGGGUUGGGUACAAAAGUACCAUGGGACACCCAAUGGUUGAUCGAAUCAUUGUCUGAUUCCACUAUUUAUAUGGCUUAUUAUACCAUUGCUCAUUACCUUCAAGGAGGUACUUUUAAAGGAACCAAACAAAAUGCUCUCAAUAUCAAACCUGAACAAAUGACUCCUGAAGUAUGGGAUUAUAUAUUCUUUAAGAAUGCCAAAUAUCCUACCAAUUGCGGCAUCAAAAAAGAAUCUCUUGAUAAAAUGAAGCAUGAAUUUGAAUAUUGGAUGCCUUUUGAUUUGAGAGUAUCAGGUAAAGAUCUUGUUCAAAACCACUUAACAUUCUGCAUCUUCAAUCACUGCGCCAUCUGGGAUAAAGACGAAUCAAAAUGGCCGAGAAGCAUUUGGGCCAAUGGUCUGCUGAUGUUGAACUCCGCCAAAAUGUCGAAGUCUGAUGGUAAUUUCCUUACUUUGUCAGACGCCAUCAGUAAAUUUAGCGCUGACGGGAUGAGAUUGUGUCUUGCCGACUCUGGAGACACCAUCGAAGAUGCUAAUUUUGUUGAAAGUAAUGCCGAUGCCGGUAUUUUGAGGCUCUACACUUUCAUUGAAUGGGUAAAAGAAGUUCUUGCUAAUAAAAAUACUUACAGGACGGGACCCUUUAAUUCGUUCAGUGACUUGGUUUUCCAAAACGAAAUUAAUCUGAAAAUAAAGGAAAGUGACGAAUUCUACAGUAAGAUGUUGUUCAAGGAAGCUUUAAGAACGGGUGUAUUCGAAUUUCAAGCGGCGAGAGAUACAUACAGAGAGAUCAGUUUAGAUGGAAUGCAUAUUGAUUUGGUUAUGAGAUUUAUUGAAGUUCAGACUAAGAUUAUGGCGCCAAUUUGCCCUCAUGUAGCUGAGCAUGUUUGGGAACUUAUAGGAAAUAAAACUACUGUUAUUAACGGUCCAUGGCCAGUGGCAGGUCCCAUUGACGAAAUCAAAAUUAAAGCUUCAGAGUACUUAAUGGAAACCGCUCACUCGUUUAGGGUGCAUCUAAAAGCCUAUUUACAAGGAAUUAAAACUAAAAAUAACCCAAAUCCCCCGCCGGUUGAAAAACCAAAUAUUGUAGAGAUUUGGGUUGCUAAAACGUUCCCUCUAUGGCAAAGUACUGUGCUAACCACUUUAAAGAAACACUAUGUGGCAAAUAAAGGCAGUCUUCCGGAAAAUAAAAUCCUUUCUGCUGAAUUUGGAAAAAUGGAGGAUCUUAAAAAAUAUAUGAAAAGAGUUAUGCCUUUUGUGCAAGCCACUAGAGAAAAGAUGGAAAAAGUUGGUGUCAAAGCUCUUGCUCUAGCUCUCGAAUUUGAUGAGGCCGAAGUACUGACAAUAAAUAGCUCCUAUUUGGCCAACACCCUAGAUGUUGAAGAGAUUACUAUUAAAUUCACUGAUGACCCUACAGCCUCAGAAAAAAUGAAGGAAUGUUCACCAGGAGCUCCAUUUGUAUUGUUUUCAACCAAGCCAGGUAUAAAAUUGGAAUUUAUUAAUCCAGAAACCCAAAAUGGAUUGUUUUCAAAAAUUCUUACAAUUAGUGAUGGAGAUACUUACUCUAAAGUUGUGCAGAGGCUGGCUAAAGAUACUAAAGCAAUAAAAAAACCAGAGUCCAUUGAAAUUUGGAGAUUUGAAGAUCCUGUUCUAGGUCCUAGAAAAAUGCCAGUAUUUAAUGAACCCAAGAAAUACAAAGUGAAGGUACCAACUGAUGCGUUAUUCAAAGUUGACCAAUCUAAUGUCAAACUGUUAUUAGGUAAAGAAAUUGUAGACGUAGGAAGCCAAUUAACUUAUAUUGUUGCUUAACGAUAAGUUUAUUUUUAUUUAUUUGUUAUAUUUUAAUAAAAACGGCUUUUUACCACUCA
Messenger RNA from Psylliodes chrysocephalus, 3789 nucleotides. The record is from the annotation of a GenBank genome assembly. NCBI's taxonomy places the organism in Eukaryota, Metazoa, Arthropoda, Insecta, Coleoptera, Chrysomelidae.